UGGGAGCAGUGCAACCGCCGCCUUCGUGAUACGCGGACGUUGUGAGCUUCCCCGACGCCGACGCGAAACUUACAGUGAACGCUUUUUUUUUUUAAUCUAGUGCCAAUAUAGAAACUGUUUUGUGCUGAUUGUUUUAUGCCGGGAAUACAUAUAAUUUGCAGGGACAUUGUAUCAGAUAACCUUGCCUAUGGUAGUUCAUCAGUCUGUUCUAAUAAAUAGUUUGUAAAGGAGUGUCUAAAAUUCUUGUGGCUUCCGACUAUCCUAUUUAGAUUUAAUAAUUCCUCGCAUUCCGCAACCAUGGAGUCUGGUUCCCGGUUGCUGAGUCAGUCUACGCACCACCUGCCCAUCCAAAGUGACACUUAUCUGUACAGUUGAAGAACUAUCGAAGAUGGUGAAAUAGUAGUGUAGUGUUUAAGUGAUAAAAUGAGCUUAUAAGUUAAGUGGAUGUCUGGUGAAAGGGAGAUGCCUUAUUACGGGUAUCGAGAAGGCGGUUCCGACUCCAGCGGGGGUUGCUCGGAGUCGGAAGGGGGGGAGUCGGACUCUGAGGGGGGGUUGAGCACGGAGAGCACGGGGGGGCAAGGGUUGCCUUUCCCCGGCUUUACCCCGGUCGCCCUCAGGUACUUGACGCAAGACACGCGACCUAGGAGCUGGUGCCUCAAGCUGAUCACGAAUCCAUGGUUCGAGAGGAUCUCGAUGCUGGUGAUCUUACUCAACUGCGUGACCCUCGGGAUGUACCAGCCCUGCGUCGACGACCAGUGCGUUACCAACAGGUGCAAGAUAUUACAGGUAUUCGACGACAUAAUAUUCGCAUUUUUCACCUUGGAGAUGACGAUAAAAAUGGUCGCCAUGGGAAUAUACGGCCACGGCACGUAUCUUGCUGACUCGUGGAACAGACUGGACUUUUUUAUUGUUAUGGCUGGGGCACUAGAAUACGCUUUGAACGUGGAAAAUAUAAAUUUAUCGGCUAUAAGAACGAUUCGGGUGCUCAGACCUUUGCGGGCUAUCAACAGGAUACCGAGCAUGCGUAUCCUCGUGAUGCUACUCCUGGAUACUCUGCCAAUGCUGGGCAACGUCUUGCUGCUGUGUUUCUUCGUCUUCUUCAUAUUCGGCAUCGUGGGCGUCCAGCUGUGGGAAGGUAUACUGAGGCAGCGGUGUGAACUGGUGCUACCACCAAAUGUAUUACGACCCAACAUCUCGUUUCAUUACGAGUUUUCGAAAGAGCUGGACUACAUUUGCACGACGCCUGAGGACAGUGGAAUGCAUCUGUGUGGAAACUUCCCCGCAUAUCGCUACGGACCUCUCGUCUGCAAUCAGACGGCGAGACCAUUUUCAUACAACCAUCCAACUAACACAUCGUGCGUCGACUGGAACCAGUAUUAUACAAAUUGCACGCAACGGGGUCCCAAUCCCUUUCAAGGGACUAUAUCUUUCGAUAACAUCGGUCUUGCAUGGGUUGCAAUCUUUUUGGUUAUAUCCCUGGAAGGAUGGACAGACAUAAUGUAUUAUGUACAAGAUGCACACAGUUUUUGGGACUGGGUCUACUUUGUUCUGCUCAUAGUGAUCGGAUCGUUCUUUAUGAUCAACUUAUGCCUAGUCGUUAUUGCAACUCAGUUCAGCGAAACCAAAAAACGCGAGAUGGAGAGAAUGCGCGUUGAGAGGGCGCGAUUCACGUCCACCUCGACGCUCGCUUCGUCCACCAACAACAGUGAACCGGCCACUUGCUACGCCGAAAUUGUCAAAUAUGUCGCACAUUUAUGGAGAAGGUUCAAAAGACGCAUGGCUAAGAAAAUCAGGGUAUACAAAUAUCAAAGAGCGGAACUACAAUGGCGGACAAGUAGAGAAACUCUUCAACUACCCGCAAAUCGUCCAAAACAACACCAUCCCUGUUGUCCUCGAGUGCAUCCCCAGGGCAAUGGAAAGAGUUUGACAGAGGAAGUGAAUGACGAACCCCUUAGUAGACCAAGUUUGAUGCGUGUACCCUCACUUUCGGCCGCCGAUCUUGAGAACGCAUCAAACCUGUCGCUAUUGUCUCCUCCGUCACUCACUCGGAGGCGAUCCUCAGUUAUGUUCAGUGACACCGUCCUGCUUCAUGUACCGAAUGCACAACACGUAGCACAUCCCCACAACGUUUGCUCUUCAGAGAAAAUGACGCAAACCGAUUCAUUGUGUCAACGUGACUGGCUUAAGUGCCAAAGUGAGUUCGACCUACCGACAGGAGAGACUGCCGAAGAAAGAGCAGCAGCAGGUGGAACUAUGUCAUGUCAAGAACUCCUAGCAUUGUCUGGAGCACUAUCGGCUGCUUUACCAACUGGCCAAGUUGCUUUGGAUUCUUUUUUCGAAGAACUAACCAAAGGAAUCAGUAAGAGAGCCGGAGAAGAAAAACUGGAAACUAGGAUUAUUGAAAUAGACGACUUUUCUUGCUGCGCUGAGUUAAUUGCAGCAGAAGCGGCGGCGGCUGAAAAAAAGAAAAGUCGAUUUUCAAGUGCGUGCUUAUUGCUUUGGCGAGAGACGUCGAAACUAUUUUCUCUAAUGCGGAAACACAUAAAAAUCGUUGUCAAUCACAAGUACUUUCAACAAGGUAUAUUACUCGCUAUUUUGAUAAACACUUUAUCAAUGGGCAUUGAAUAUCACAACCAGCCUGAGGAACUAACAGUAAUUGUUGAAAUUAGCAAUGUUGUAUUUUCUGCUAUAUUUGCUGUAGAAAUGAUCCUCAAAAUCAUCGCUGAAGGGCCUUUUAAAUACAUAUCCAAUGGAUUCAACGUGUUUGAUGGUGUAAUCGUGAUUUUAAGUGCAUUCGAGCUAACACAAAGUAUGGGAAAUGAGCACGAUUUAGCUGGAAGUUCGGGCUUAUCAGUUCUACGUACAUUUCGACUCCUGCGAAUUUUGAAACUAGUGCGAUUUAUGCCGAACUUAAGACGACAACUAUUCGUAAUGUUGAGGACUAUGGACAACGUUGCCGUAUUCUUUUCCCUCCUUGUCCUUUUCAUUUUCAUAUUCAGUAUUCUGGGCAUGUAUCUAUUCGGUGGUAAGUUUUGCAAGUUCGUCGAAGAUAACGGGACCGAACGCGACUGCACCUGUCCGGAAAUCGUUUCGCACCACCCCAAGUGUGAGUGCGACAGAAAACAUUUUAAUAAUAUUCUCUGGGCCACGGUCACUGUCUUUCAGGUGUUAACUCAGGAGGAUUGGAACGUUGUUUUAUUUAACGGUAUGGAAAAAACGAGCCACUGGGCUGCGUUAUAUUUCGUUGCAUUGAUGACGUUCGGAAAUUAUGUGUUAUUCAACUUACUAGUAGCUAUUUUAGUUGAAGGAUUCAGUUCGGAGAGAAAUGAAAGAAGAGAGCGGGAGCAACGUGAAUUGGCCAAAUCAAAAUUGUCGAGUGAGUGUUUUUCUGACAAUAACGAAAUGCAUUACGACGACUCUAAUUCCGGAUCACAUUCCAGCGACAGUGUUUCACAGAACGAAAUCAAAAACUUUUGGAAGUCUGCGGAUGAUGUUAGAAAAGCGAAGGAUGACGUAAAUGGUCAGAAAGAUAAAGUAAUUAAAUCUCGUCGUAAAACAAAAAACUCUUCCCACCAUCCUUCACUAUGCAAAGACUGUGCACAAUCAAAUAAAUGCAAUAUCCAGAAAGAAUCAAAAAUGCUCGCCUCGGGUACAUCAGGAGCAUCGGAUAAUAAUAGCACAAUAGUACCAAUGAUAACCCAUACAGCAGCUACACCGCAAGACUCGCCGUCAACAACUUUAGAGCCCGGUGCAACCUUCAAAGAUUUCAACGUAGCGUUAACAUUAGAAAGAUCUACAAUGCUAUCAAGCUUAGAUUCAAUCGAUCGGACAUCUUGUCCCAACAUACCUGGAUUACUUAAGCCACCAAACAGUUAUACACUGACACUCCAUUCCGCUGCUGCUCAAUUAGGUGCUGAAAAAGCAAGACUUCCUCCGUUGACACUCGCACCUCCCCCAUUAACCCUAGCACCGCCUCCAUCUAGAUCUACAUCUCCGGGCUCUACUACACCAACGACUCCUAGGUCAUUACCGUCCCCAAUGUUUCCAGAGAAAAAUCUUCACGUUUCCAUUGCAAAGGAUGAAAACUGCCUAAAUGUCAGCGACAAGUCCAGCUUGCUAAGUUCCCAAAAAAGUAUAACCAUAACUACACCAGUCAUAAAUGGGGAAGACAAAUGCAAAGUACAGCGUGGUUAUAGUUGGAAACCCAGUUUAGUACGUAAAAAACAAAGAACAGGCUCCGAUUCCGAUGCAGUAGUACUUAAUAAUGGACGAGAUCAUAUUUCAUGCAAUGGUUCUAGCUUCAGAAAAAAUGAAUUGUUAUUGUCAUCGUCGAUGGUUAUAAAAAACGAUACACAAUCCGAAUUACCAAAUAACAGAUCAAAAAUAGAGAGAAGAAGAGUUUCUGCUCACACCACCCCUGUGCUACCAGACGUAUCAUGGAAAGCUCCAGAAGCUGGUUUUUCUUCUGACUCCACAGUCAGACUAGAUACGGUUAGAGCUCCACCUCACAGGCUUUCACUUACAAACGAGUACAUAACAGUGACAUCGAUAUCAGAAGUGAAAGCCAGUAAUUUAACUCCUACAACUCCACAAGUUGCACAGAUUCCACCUAGAUUGUCUAGACAGGAGUCUUUAAGGCCUAACAAUCAAGCCUUGCCGUUAAUCAAACAAAUUAAUGAGGAGGUGGCAAUAAACAACAGUGUCUGUAUAUUCUCAUCGAGAUUCGACAGGAGGCGGUUUAGGUUUAAAGACCUUUUUCGAUUUAUGGAGCCGACGGGGUGCCUUAAGGAAAAAGAAGAUUAUUCUCUCUACAUAUUUGCUCCAGAUAACAAGAUAAGGAGAUUAUGUACAUGGAUGGUAACCAGAGGUUGGUUUGACAACAUAGUACUGUUGUUUAUAGCUUUAAAUUGUAUAACGUUAGCCAUGGAGCGGCCAAACAUUCCUCCAGAUUCCAAAGAGAGAGCUUUUUUAUCCAGUGCUAAUUAUGUUUUUACUGUGGUCUUUGCAGUAGAAAUGUUUAUAAAGGUAGUGGCAUCAGGAAUGUUUUAUGGUGCUGAAGCAUACUUUACAUCGGGUUGGAACAUUAUGGAUGGAUCUCUCGUCAUUAUAUCAAUUAUUGAUUUACUAAUGUCAUUAGUUUCUGAAUCUAGUCCCCGGAUAUUUGGAAUUUUAAGGGUAUUCAGAUUAUUACGAUCUCUUAGGCCAUUGAGAGUGAUAAAUCGAGCUCCAGGGCUAAAGUUAGUGGUACAAACAUUAUUAUCGUCAUUGCGACCUAUUGGAAAUAUUGUCCUCAUAUGCUGCACAUUUUUCAUCAUUUUUGGUAUAUUGGGAGUGCAGCUAUUCAAAGGAGCAUUCUUCUACUGUGAAGGUGCAAAUAUCAAGAGUGUCAAAAAUAAAUCCGAUUGUCUAGCCAUAGAUGGGAAUGUAUGGGUCAAUAGAAAGUACAAUUUCGAUGACUUGGGCAAAGCCCUGAUGUCACUAUUUGUACUGAGUUCUAGAGAUGGCUGGGUAAACAUUAUGUAUACGGGACUUGAUGCCGUUGGAGUAGAUCAACAGCCAAUUAUUAACUACUCGGAAUGGCGUCUGUUAUAUUUUAUUGCAUUCAUUCUCUUGGUGGGAUUUUUUGUACUAAACAUGUUCGUAGGAGUAGUAGUAGAAAACUUCCACCGCUGUCGAGAAGAACAAGAAAAGGAAGAAAGAGUAAGGCGAGCUGCAAAAAGAGCAUUGCAAAUGGAAAAGAAAAGACGAAAAAUGCACCAAAGACCUUACUACGCAGAUUAUUCUCAAACUCGUCUUUUUGUACAUAACGUGGUGACAUCAAAAUACUUUGACUUGGCAAUAGCAGGCGUAAUCGGAUUAAACGUCGUAACCAUGGCUAUUGAGUAUUACAGAAUGCCUCCUGCUUUACAAUAUGCCUUGAAGAUUUUCAAUUACUUUUUCACCGCAGUCUUUAUACUUGAAGCAGCAAUGAAACUUGUAGCACUAGGAUUCAAAAUCUAUCUAAAAGACAAAUGGAAUCAAUUAGAUGUAAUAAUUGUUAUACUAUCAAUAGUGGGAAUAGUAUUAGAAGAACUUGAGACCAAUAUAAUUCCAAUAAAUCCCACAAUAAUGCGGGUAAUGAGAGUUCUAAGAAUUGCAAGAGUAUUGAAGUUGUUGAAGAUGGCGAAAGGCAUUAGAGCUUUGUUAGAUACUGUAAUGCAAGCUUUACCGCAGGUUGGAAACUUGGGUCUGCUCUUUUUUCUAUUGUUCUUUAUUUUUGCUGCUUUAGGUGUAGAGUUGUUUGGAAGACUUGAAUGCUCUGACGAAAUUCCUUGUCAAGGUCUUGGUGAACACGCCCACUUUGCUAACUUUGGAAUGGCAUUCCUGACAUUAUUCCGAGUAGCAACUGGCGAUAACUGGAAUGGCAUAAUGAAAGACACAUUGAGGGAAGACUGUGAUAGCUCUGUGGAUUGCGUGAGAAACUGUUGCGUGUCCACAAUCAUCGCACCAAUAUUUUUUGUUGUAUUCGUACUUAUGGCGCAAUUCGUGCUAGUCAACGUAGUAGUAGCGGUUUUGAUGAAACACCUAGAAGAAUCGCAUAAACAAAUGGAAGAUGAAAUGGACAUGGAUGUGGAACUAGAACGUGAAUUGGAACGCGAAGCAGACGACGAAGAAGACCGAGCUCUCUGUAGAGCUCUAGAGGAAUGCGUGUCUCCGCCACGCUCUUUGAACAAGGAUUCAGCGACAUCGGAAGUUCCAGCCGCUCUGUACGAAGAGGAUGCUCGGUUUAUCGAUGCAGAUGACGUCGAUGAAUUAGAACCAGGAAGUCCUCCACGGCGUGACUCUUUUGCUCAAAACAGAAGACAGCGGGUCGACAAAAGAAACUCUCUACGUGGAGAGGAAGCGAGAUUAUUGCGACCCGCACCAGUCCUACUUACAGUUCCUUCAACUAGACAGAGUAUUAGACGUAGCGGAGUUAAAAGAAGAUUGUCAACCGAGUCAGCUGCGACAAGUGACGCCAGUCACGCAUCAUUCCGGUCGCAGUUGACACCGGAAAUAAAUGAUCAGUCUAUAACCGAAGAAGAAAAGAUAAGAAUUGUAAUCGCAGAGAGGCGAAAGAUUGAUACGACUAGGCCAGAGCCCGAAGACGUGGAGUUAUCAGAGCGCGGCUCCUAGUCCAGGCAGGGCCGGCCGCAGCAACACCACGAAGUUUACAUCUAAAUUUCUCACAGGAGAAAUAUAGAUAUUCCCCUUCCCAUGCAACUCCCUAUCUCUUCCAAGAAGGUGUGCUAAAGGGAACGCUCAAAGAAUGAACUCGGUUCUUGAAAAGUGACACAGUGAACGUUUUUAAGUUAAUAAACUUUCGUGAUUCGUGUCUUUGGAGUGUUUAAACUUUUAUUUCAAACCGAUUGAAUGACAAUGUAUGGUGUAACGUUUGAGACUAUUUCCUUUUGUCACAUAAAAUACCCUUUGUUUUCUCUUCGCGGCCGGUUCAACAAACUAUACAAAGAGACUUUAAUAAAUUUAAGAUUUAUUUUUUAAUAUUAGUUAGGUAGUUGUUAGAACUAGUCAAUUUGUGGUGGUGGGAUGUUUUCUACGAGUGCUAAAGUUUACUUCAUGACUUGUUUAAGUAAUUUAUUCGUACGGUGCUUGCUGUUAAUAUUUGAUCUGUUACGUAUAAAUUUAUGUUAGGUGUAUUUGAGGACCUCAACGAACAAUCAACUUGUGUGUGUGAUAAUAAAUACUAUAAUUUCCGUUGAUGUUUGUGAACUUAUUUUAGGUAGGUAUUUAAUGGAAUGUUAGAUUUAGUUUAGUUUAUGUUUUAAGUAUGGGUUUCGAAUCAUUGAAGUUAGAGUGUUGUAUCAACGAUUUAAAAGCCUAUCUAUUUUAAAGUUGUUUUAGCGUUAAUAUUUAAUUUUUAUCUUACCUUCUCCUAGUAAACGACUGUUUAGACUCGUAGUGAACUGUUUCUAGCUAGAUCUAUGUCAAUCUAUUAGUAUUAAAAACAGAACCAAAAGUUCGCGUAAAUUGAGUAUUACUCUCUUUUAAGACGAAGAAUAUUUUCUGAAUAUAAAUGAAUCCUAUUUUCAUACAAAAUCAUGUACCUACUUGUUUAGAUGUUUACUGGCAAUACGCACAUGUUUUAGAAAGUAGAAUAUGUUGGUCAUGUACAUUACAAAAUUAAAUAAAACGACUCCGGUAUUUUGAAAUGUGGUUAAACAUAGUGAUCUGAAUAAAGUAAGGUUUGAAUAUUAUAAAUAGUAUUGCUGUCUAGCGAUAACUAUUGUUAUUUUAGUAGCGGUGCCAAAUUUACACUUGAUGUUUAAGUUAGUCUAUAAUUUUAAUUUGUUUCUGAGGUCAUUGACAGAAAGAUAUAAGUAAAUGCCAAUUACUCGAAAGACACUUUCUAUAUUUCUUCUGUUGUCUUUAUGUUUUAUUAAUUCCUGUUAUGGUAAAACAUAAUUAGUUAGGGAAGUCAGCAAUAAAUUUUAUACUUCAACUGUGCCUUUUCUAUUUCUAAUAUAAUAAUUAUUAGCUUGUGAAAUCGAUGGGAGACUCAAAACUUGGUGUAUAUUGUAGAGGUGACAUUAUAGAUGAAUAUAUGAUGUUACGGUACCUGUUAAUCUUUCUUAAUUUUUUAAAAUUGUACUAAAUUAUAAAGAGGUGACUUCUUGAAAAAAUCCGACUUUAGCAUUCCGAAUUUCACUGUCAUUUUGAUAUCUUCAACAAAUAAUAGAUAUUUAGCAUAUUGUGACCCGUUAUCGCGAUAUAAUGUACUGCAAAAAAAAACCAGACCCCUGUGUUAAAUUUUUACUAAAAAUUUUUGUUAUCACAGGUCAUCUACCAUUGAUUAAAUACAAACUUCAUCAAUUUAUAAGAAAUUUUUAAUCUUAAUUUGUUAAAUGAAAAAAACAUAAUCUAUUAUUAAGUAUAUUUUUAAUCAAAUCUAUUCUACUCUUUCUACCCUCUCAAAAAAUAUUGAAAAUAUUUUGGGAGAGUUUACCAUGAGAAAUAAAAUUAACCAAGUACAUUCUAGCGUGUUAAUGGGGCAUUGAAAUUAGUACAAAAAUUAACUACUUCUUUCCAAUAACAACCUAAUGUCUUCCACCAUCACCUGGUUUUAAAAAUUUUCUAUCUUAAAACACAAUACACUCACUAUUACUACAUACAAUGUGGAAAGUAGCAUAUUAUUUAACCAUGAUACAAAAGAAUUAAUAAAAAAUAAAAUUGUCAUAAAAAAAGAAUUGAUUAAAUGGAAUUUAGUAAAACUAAGAAUAGCGUAUUUUCGUGAUAAACGCACGUGAUAAAUUAUUUAAUUUUUUUAUUCGGUACUGACUGUAUGUUAUGUUUAAGUGGUAUGAACAAUGUUCAUUAUUUGAGUACACCUGUUAAAAUUUAGCUGGUGAUCUGUCAAGUUAAGAAAAUUACGAAAUGUUAGAUUGAAAAUAAAAUAUAAAAAUCGAA
Bicyclus anynana (squinting bush brown) is the source of this 9444-nucleotide messenger RNA. It is a transcript of the gene Ca-alpha1T, whose product is annotated as voltage-dependent T-type calcium channel subunit alpha-1G. Gene Ontology annotation, biological process: neuronal action potential; calcium ion transmembrane transport; sodium ion transmembrane transport. The record is from RefSeq and is a predicted model, not a curated record. Lineage: Eukaryota; Metazoa; Arthropoda; Insecta; Lepidoptera; Nymphalidae. Gene Ontology annotation, cellular component: neuron projection; voltage-gated calcium channel complex; plasma membrane. The transcript is spliced from 38 exons. Gene Ontology annotation, molecular function: low voltage-gated calcium channel activity; voltage-gated sodium channel activity. The coding region runs from base 445 to 7155 and encodes 2236 amino acids.